AUGGUGAGCUUACUUAAAGACUUUGUUGAGUCUGAAUUUUUUUUGAUUGAUGGAGAUUCAUUACUCAUCGCUUGUUUUCUUAAUGUGAACUUCAAGAAAGGACAAACUCUUCACUUCUUUUAUAUUGUAGAACAAUUUCUGCAUGAUUUCAUCCAAAAGGAAGCCAAAUUUGUAUUAGUUUUUUUUAAGGAUGCAGAAAAUCUGUAUUAUAAUUACCCUGAAAUUCUGGCCCUUCGUACCAUAUUGAUAUAUCAUUUAGAAUACAACACUGAUGUCACUAUUCAUACAGAAUUUUCCAACUGUCUGACACCAGAAUGGGAGAUAUUUCUUAAAGAAUGUUAUCCAUAUUUCCUCAUUGUCUCAGAUACGGGAAUAUCAACUCAUCAAACAGAUUUUUUAAACAUUUUGAUCAUGCAUGCUCUUCAGAAGAAAAUCAAUAUUGUACAGAUUUUGGGAAUAGAGUCCGAUGUCCUUAGAAUUUAUGGAUACUGUGCCUCAAGUCUCUAUAUGCACAAACAGUUUUUUGAAAAGCAUGAGAUACAACUGCAACAUGCCUUACAUGCCUACAUAAUAGAGCAUUACCAAAGGUCACAGGAGAGAGAAAUAUUUCUCUAUGGUCAUUUGAAACUAAACUUGGGAGAAAUGCAGAAAGAGAUACAUCAGACCUUGUCCUUGCUUCUCAAUCUGUGGCCUGAAGGAGCUGAUGUAAGAAGUGUUGUCUGCUCUAUUUCAUGUGCUGUGACACUAAAACACUAUAAAAAAAUUUUACAUGAUGCCCAAGACUACGAAAACCUAAACAUAUGCACAGAAAAUCAUAACACACAGGACUUGAAGAAACCCCUAACACUAAAGGAAGCAGCAGAUCUUUGCAGAAUGCACUGUCUCAGUGUGAUUUUCCUUCAGCGUUUACCCCUGCUUCAAAGAGCUAAGAGUAGAAUUAUUACUUAUACUUGGGACAGAACACUUGUACCAUUUCUAAAGAUGCUAAAAAGAUGUCAAUUUUUCAUCUUAAAACAUUUAAAAGCAAGGAAUAAUUGGAAUGUGAAUUUCACUGGCCUACCUGACUUAACUGAUAAUAGUUUGUGGAAAAAUAUUGCUUAUUAUUAUGAAAUUGAACAUAAUAGAGGGCUCAAUUUGGAAUUGGGUAACACUUUGAAACAGGGAUACGAGGAAUUGUGGAACACAGUCUUAACAUUAUCAGAGGAUGAUGAUUUUGGAGGAUCUAUGCCUGUGAGGACAACAUCCAGACCAUUUCUUACACAGAAAAAAACAUCACCUAGAGUACCAGGAUCAAAUCAAGGAAGUCAUAAAUUAGGACUCAUUCCUCUGAAAGCUGAGAUUAUAGAAGAUUAUGCUGGAGAUAUUUUGUCAGAACUACCUUUUCUAAGCAGUGAUGACCCAGCUGUUACAUCUCUUUCUAAGAAGGAAGAAUUUGAUGAACUCACACACUGGCAUUCUUCUAGACCUCUCAGUGAUGAUUUUGAAAGGACAAAGUGCAACAGUGACGCUAAAUCCAAAGAUGUCAAAGAAAGAAGGAACGUGCAGAAAUUACAUCAUUUUUAUCAUGUCUUUGGAAAAUCUUUGGUAGGAAGCAACAAAUCAAUAAGGAUUACAAGAGGAAGUGCUCUGCCACCUCCAGAAAAUUCUUCAGUACAAAAGAAAAAAAAACACCAGACAAAUGCAGAAAAAUUUAUUGAGGAAAACCAAAAGAGACAGCUAGCUAAACUAGAGAAAAAAGAGGAAGAAAGAUGGAAAAACUUGUCAGUAUAUAUUGAAAAGGAAAUGAAAGAAAAUCCUAAUUCUGGAAUAAAAAAACUAGAUUUUCUCCAAACAUGCCCUGUUAAAUCUGUAGAAUUUGCUGCAGAAAUGGUAGGAUUGGAUGCCUGUUUCAAAUUAUGGAUGGAAUGCUGUUCAAAACCAGAGCAAAAGAAAUCCAGAGAUAUGAACAUAAUAAUUAACUUGAUGAAAUGGAUUCAUAUAAUCCAUGAAAAGCAUUCAGAACUAUUAAAAAAUACAGAUCGACGAAAAUUAGCUAAAUAUUUAAAAUACGUUGGAUUUGACAACUUGGCACACGCUUUAUAUCCUCAGGUAGGUGCUAUAGAAAAUAUUAUUGCUGAGAAGGAUAUUUCUAAAUAUUCAGUUUGUAUGGGAGCAGCUCGGUUUCAGUUAACAUAUAUGGGCCAUUACUUACUUCGAGAAGAAAGAAGUGAUCCAGAUCCCAGGGUGCAUCAUUUUAUACCAGACACAUGGCAGAGGGAACUUCUUGACGUGGUAGAUAACAAUGAAUCUGCUGUAAUUGUUGCCCCAACAUCAUCAGGGAAAACCUAUGCUUCUUACUACUGCAUGGAGAAAAUCCUGAGAGAGAGUGAUGAAGGGGUGAUUGUGUAUGUUGCUCCAACAAAGGCUCUUGUUAAUCAAGUGGUAGGAACUAUCUGCAGUCUAUUUACCAAAGCACUGCCAAAAGGACUAGUGGUGUGUGGAGUGUUUACCAGAGAUUACCGUCAUGAUACCUUGAAUUGUCAGAUAUUGGUGACAGUGCCUCAGUGCUUGGAAAUACUCUUGUUAUCACCUCGUAAUCAAAAGUGGGUGAAAAGGAUGAGAUAUGUCAUCUUCGAUGAGGUUCACUGCCUUGGGGGAGAAAUUGGAGCCGAAGUUUGGGAGCAUCUUCUUGUUAUGAUUCGAUGUCCCUUUCUGGCACUUUCUGCUACUAUCAGUAAUCCUGAACAUCUCACUGAAUGGUUGGUGUUAAUUAAAAGAUACUGGCAAGAUGUUGAAAGCAAAAUGGAAAAUUCUAGUUCAUUGCAAAAUGUCUUGAAAGUUUCAAAGAAACAACAAAGAAAAAGAAUAGAAAAGCCAUCCUACAGAGUUAGACUGGUGUGGUACACAGAGCGAUACAAUGAUCUAGAAAAGUAUGUGUGUUCCCUAAAGGAUAAUGAGUUUAUCAUUGAACACUAUCACCCAUGUGCUGCACUUACAGUCAACCAUAUAAAGAAGUAUGGAAUCCCUUUAGACCUUGGAUUUUCUCCACGGGAAAGCAUACUGCUUUAUGAUGCGAUGGUACAUGUUUGGCCAGAAUGGACAAGAAUAAAAGAGUUAGAACCUGAAGAAUUCAGCUGCUUCAAAAAUAAAAUAGUCAUAACGAGGGCAGAUGCUAAGAAAUAUGAAGAGGAACUGAAAAAGGAAAUAAUUCACUGGAGUCAUCUGGACCCAAGCAAGGUGAAUCAGUUAUUCAUGUACCUUAAGCCUCAAACUUUUGACAGUGCAGAAAUUGAAAAGCGAAGGAUGUUUCCUCAUUUUGUGGAAAAACUUAAAGAAAUGAAUAGGCUGCCUGCAAUAUUUUUUUCGUAUUUUAAUUCAGAUUCAGGUGCUAGAAUACAAAGAAUCAUUUUAUUAGCAGCUGAAAUAAAGGAAAUUAAAAAAAACCUUAAGAAACAUUAUGAAAUUUCUCCAGACUGUACUUACACUGACCGUACAGUUGUGGAUUAUCAGACUUUAGCCAAGAUCCUACGCAGACUGAGAGGAACAAGACAAGGCUACAAACUACACGGUCUGUUAAGGCGGGGCAUUGGAUAUCACCACGGUUCGAUGGAAAUCAGACAAAGACAAGUUGUAGAGAUGCUUUUCAGACUGAAGCACCUCAAGGUGAUAACAGCUACCUCCACCCUUGCUUUGGGAAUUAACAUGCCAUGUAAAUCUGUUGUUUUUAUGGAAGAUUCUGUUUUUUUGGAUGCCUUGAACUUUCGACAGAUGUCUGGUCGUGCAGGAAGACGGGGAGAAGAUCUUAUAGGAAAUGUGUUCUUCUAUGAUAUUCCAUUACCUAAGAUAGAAAGGCUCUUAAAAUCGAAUGUGCCCAAACUGAAAGGUCAAUUUCCUUUAAGUAUAUCCUUGGUUCUCAGACUUAUGCUUUUAGUUGCCAAAGCAGAUGACAAGGAGGAUGCCAAAGCAAAGGCAUUGUCGGUUCUCCAAUAUUCAUUGAUGUCCUUCAAGCAACCAAAGAUCAAUUGCAUGUUAAAGUUUUAUUUUAUAUAUUCUUUGCAAUUCUUGGUCAGAGAGGAAUAUCUGAAUCUAGAAUGUAUUCCCAUUGGUUAUUCUGGUCUCGUGUCACAUUUGCACUACCAUGAACCUGCAAACUUUGUUUUAGUAAGCUUGCUGAAGAAACGCUUAUUUCACAAGCUGUGUGUUCCAACCAAGAUAAAAGGUAAGCACUUUUCUGAAGAAGUGAUGGAAACAUUAGUGGUGGUGUUAGCAAAUCUUUUUGGAAGACAUUAUCUUCCUCCCUGUGUGAAAAACUUUAAAAAGGAAUUUUCUCAUUCAGUGGUAGUUCUAGAUGAUCUUCCCAAGGAAUUUGCUGCAGUGGUAAAGGAACACAACACCAGAAUUCAAGAGAAUUUUGGUUCCUUCCUCCUAACAAUUUCCAAGUUGGCUGACAUGAGAAAAGAAUCCCAACUACCUCUCUCAGAAAUUGACUUUUCAGGUAAAGAAUGUGAAGACUCUGAACUGGUUUCUCAUUUGAUGCCUGGGACCGAGAGCAGAACUGCAGUCUCCCCAUUUGCUUGCCUGUCCAACAUAACAGAUCAAGAUUUAUUUGAUGUUGAUGUGAUAAAUGAUGCUAAGUUACGAACAAUUGAUGUGAAUGUUCAAAACAUCCCUUUCCUUUGCUUGAAUAAAUAUGAUACGAAUGGAAGGAAGUGUCCAUUGAAUGGUUAUGUAUUGAACUUCUAUAAAAACCGUUCCCUGUCAGCACUAACUUUGGAUAAUUGGUUAAAUAUGGGAGAUGCUUUUACUCUUAUCAGGGAUUUUGCACUGACUGUUCAGUCCAUCAGGAUUUCACUGAGUGAAUUAUGUGAUGAUGAAGAUGACAAUGUUCUGUUAGCAUUUAAACAGCUGAGUAAAGCAUUCCAUUCAAUCUUAGGAAAAAAAGCAAUAGACUGA
Molecule: messenger RNA, 4932 nt
Organism: Myotis lucifugus (little brown bat)
Lineage: Eukaryota; Metazoa; Chordata; Mammalia; Chiroptera; Vespertilionidae
Product: probable ATP-dependent RNA helicase DDX60
Exons: 35
Coding region: 1-4932 (1643 amino acids)
Cellular component (GO): cytoplasm
Molecular function (GO): ATP binding; nucleic acid binding
Source: RefSeq, a predicted model, not a curated record